Molecule: messenger RNA, 1647 nt
Organism: Sphaeroforma arctica JP610
Lineage: Eukaryota; Ichthyosporea; Ichthyophonida
Exons: 1
Coding region: 96-1355 (419 amino acids)
Molecular function (GO): protein binding
Source: RefSeq, a predicted model, not a curated record
UGGAGCACUGAUCCACAUCUCACCUCUCUACUCUCGCUAACAAGUUCCAGUAAGUUUACACACUAUAUAUAUUUAUAGAAAUAUCAGUCUCAGCGAUGACCCGCACCGAUACACGUCCUAAGCUGUUUGCGUACCCUGCCAAUAUAUAUUCGAAUAGAGAUGGUCACAGGAACACGCUAUCCUGUCUGAGCGCAAGUGAGGUGACCGCAUUUUGUAGAGCCCAAACACUUCCCAAUGUGCGACAACAUUUCCCUGAGGUACCUGUUGUGCGCACGUCUCCAUUCCACGCUAUUGCGGCCUCGUUUUAUGCAGUUGCAUCGAGUUCAGCGCGUACUGGAUCCGCAUAUGGUGUAGAGUCUAGCUCAAGUAUCAUCACGGCCGAAACCGAAUACGACCAGAUUUCCCUGUGUCAGAAGCCCAAGCGCGAAUUGACAGUCAGCAAGUCAAAGAGUGACUACUUUGGAUGUGAGAUGAGGUUUAUCAGGGGGCGGUUGCUUGUAGUUUGGAUAGAUAAAUUCAGCACUGUGUGCCCGGCCUUUCGCCAUCUAUCAGCGGCGUAUCGCGUUGGUUUAAAUUUUGGAGACGAGAUCACACGUAUCAACAACAAACCCGUAAGCUCAUUCGACGGCCAAAUCAGCGCUGUGUAUUUGUACCUCAGCUCGUUGACAGAUAUCACAGUAGAAGUAGUAGACAAGGCCAUACUUGAAAAUCAUUUGAUGAAGUUUCAAUCACACACUGAACACGCGCAAGGUAGUCUCAAACGUCAUAGCAGUUAUCUUUCUCGAAUACACAGAGCUAAAGUCUCUAGUUUCGGCUCUGAAAGUGUAGUAGAGGAAUCCAUCGGUUUAUCCUUCUCCGAGAAGGGUACAAUUACUCGCGUUUCAGAGGGCGGGCUGGGAGACAAGGCGGGGUUGAAAGCCGGGGAGCUUAUAGCUAGCAUAGGUGGUACAUACACACUUGCGGUACACCCACGGCUACUCGUUCAAUUGUUUCAGCGUGCCAAAAAAUACAGUAAAACCGGCUCCAUAGUGGUAGCUGCAGCGCCUUCACAACUAAUCCGUGAACUCGUGCACCACGCGCUAUUUAUAAUUAGUGAACGCAAUUUAUCAUGUGACCUUAACUACAUACUUAACCACGACUGGGAAGUCUCUAGAGCGGCACAGACGCAACAAGAACAGCAUAACAAACGACAGUACUCCGCGUCUGGAAUCCAAUUAAUGCCGGUCAUUUCAGCACGACGCAACUACACUUCGCACCCGUCACGGCACACGCUGAAUGGAUCAUUAGCUAAUUUACAAACGGCUUUGGAGCAUCAACGAGUAAUAACAAAUAUGAAUAGUGUAAUAGAUGUAUAAAUAAGAUACAAGUCUGUCUAGGCCAGGAAAAUGUGGAGUGUGACGCUAACUCGUCCCAUUUUUCAAAUCCGGGUGUCAAAUAUUGCAGAAAGUGCUUCUAUUUAUUUAUUAACAUAUUGCAUAGGGGAUCCAGCGUUUGCACCGCGUACUCGCCAACCGUACCAGAAGUCAUUGUCUACACGAGUACAUUCAGAGACAGAUGAUUAGUAUUUAAAAUAAAUGACUAGAUUUUUAUAGUCGCGUUUCCGAAUUAAAACCUAAGUGCCUAUUUGAAAGUAGUCACAGUACCGAG